AUCCCCUACGCCAUGGUGUGCGACCAUGUGAGCCAGUGCCAGAACAAACGGGACGAGCUCAUCUGCAACUACCGCAAGUGUGACAGCCUCACGGAGUUCACCUGCACCUCCGGUCAGUGUGUGCCGCUGGACGCCCAGUGUGAUCUGUUCGCCGACUGCGUGGACAAGAGCGAUGAGGAGAAGUGCAUCAAGUGCAGGAACGGUCUGUGUCACGAUGGGCGCUGCCUGCCCAAGCACUGGUUCGCUGACGGCGAGGUGGACUGCAACGCGUGUACGUCCCGGGGCGACGUCAAGGCCGAGAUCGCGUCGGUCCCUGAUGACAACAUCGCCCAGUGCGUGUUCACCUGCAACCGUACACAGUGCACUUACGUGUCCAUGCUCGGGGACGGUGUGGUGGACUGCACCGGACCAGAAGGCCCCCUGGAUGAGACGUUGGGGAAACUAGAAGCCACCACAUGCUACACACAAACCGACAACAUUUCUAAAAUUUUUAACAACUGGGCGCCAAAGUGUAUUUACAUCAAGGACAGGUACGACGGCUUGCUGGGUUGUAGAGAUCUGGUCCAUCUCCAGAACUGCGACAACUUCGUGUGCCCCGAGGGCUACAUAAAAUGUCCGCGGUCGUAUUGCAUCCCGCUGCACUACGUUGAAAACGGCGUUUACGACUGCCCUAACGGCGAGGACGAGACCGCGCCACUAAACUGUGCCGGCAAUUUUCAAUGCGCCUCCUCCAGUGUGUGCCUGCACCCCGACAACGUGUGCGACGGACACCCCCACUGUCCAUUGGGAGACGAUGAGAUCAGCUGCGCGGUAACCUGCAGGAGCGGGUUCCAGUGUUUGGGCGCUGUCGUGGUGGUCAAAAACUAUGAUUUGUCCAUUCCCCUAAAUGACUUGAACUUUAUUGACCAUAGGACACGCUACAUGGAUCUGACGGGCGUGAACAUAUCUUCUGUGUUUCCAGAAUUUCCUAAAGGUCACUUUUAUAACUUGAUGGAAAUGUACUUGUCCCAUUGUGGGAUCACGCACGUGGACGCUGUGACCUACUCUCAAAAUGACCUCUGGUCAGUGAUUUACGCCGAUUUGAGUUACAACGAGAUCACCAGUAUUGGGGUGACCAGCAUCUUCAGGUACAUGGUGAGUCUCAAGUCACUGAACCUCAGCAGAAAUACCGGGCUCAGCUACCUGCAUCCAGACACCUUUAACACGUACGGCAUGGUCUCACAGCUGACCAGCCUCGACUUGUCUCACACGAGUGUCACGGCGAUACACUACACGCUGCUGGUGCCGCUGCUCAGCCUGCAGGACCUCAGCCUUCGCGGCACGAAAAUCUCGGACAUGCGCCAGGACAUGUUCCCGGAAGACUACGUCCUACAAGUGCUGGACCUCCGGGAGCUGAACGUACAACAGAUUUACGCCAACACGUUCAAGUUCAUGACGGUCAAGUCCCAUUUCUACACGGACACCUUCAAGCUCUGCUGCCCGCAGCUUCACAACGACAAGACGCCCAUGUAUGUGUGCGACGCACCACAGGAUCCGUUCUCCUCAUGCUCGGACCUUAUGGGGGAACCUAUUCUGCGAGUCCUGUUGUGGCUGUUCGGCUGCCUGGCCGUCAUCGGAAACAUCGUUGUCAUCAUGUACCGCCUGACCUACGACAGAAACAUACUGAAGAUGGCUUACGGCCAUUUCGUGAUGCACCUCAGCAUAUCAGACAUGUUCAUGGGGAUCUACCUGCUCAUCGUGGCCGUGGCGGAUUCCUAUUACAGAGGAACCUACGUGUGGGGGGAAAUGGAGUGGAGGAACAGCAUCGCGUGUAGAACAGCCGGGUUUCUUUCCACGCUCUCCAGUGAGGUGUCAACCUUUUUUAUUUUCCUGAUCACGAUCGACAGGUUCCUGGUUAUUAAGUUUCCGUUCGGGCAGCUGAAAAUGUCAGGGCCGGUGAUAAUAACGUGCUGCGCACUGGCCUGGGUGAUAGGACUGACCAUUGCCAUCACGCCGCUCCUGCCCCCGUUCAAACACUGGACCACCUACUGCUCUAAUGGCAUGUGCCUGGGACUGCCCCUCAUGAACCGGCGUCUACCUGGAUGGGAGUUCUCGACCACGGUUUUCAUCUUCCUCAACUUGUUUCUCUUCAUCAUCAUCGCGGUCGGUCAGCUCAUCAUCUACCGGACGAUGGCCAACAUGAGGAUGGGCCACGGGGCCCUGACAAACACAAGCUAUCGCCGCGUUCAGGACUUCGAGGUGGCCAAGCACCUUUCCUUGAUCGCCAUCUCGAACUUUUGCUGCUGGUUCCCCAUCGGCGUGAUGGGGCUGCUCGCUCUCAACGGACACCAGCUGGGGAUGGAGGCCUACGCGUGGUCGGCCGUGCUCAUCAUGCCUCUCAACUCGGCCAUCAACCCCCUCAUUUACACCAUACCGGCGCUCAUGCAGCGUUGGUCGGAGCUGAUGUUU
Lymnaea stagnalis (great pond snail) is the source of this 2448-nucleotide messenger RNA. The record is from the annotation of a GenBank genome assembly. Lineage: Eukaryota; Metazoa; Mollusca; Gastropoda; Lymnaeidae.